AUGGAGAAUUCCUGGAGAGAAUUGGAUAUUGGCGUGAUUGGUGGUGGAAUAGGUGGUCUCGCUGCUGCUACAAGUUUACGACAAGCCGGACAUCGAGUCACAAUAUAUGAACGAGCAGAUUUCGCUGGAGAAGUUGGUGCUUCUAUAUCUUGUGCGGCGAAUGGCACAAAGUGGCUUGAAAAUUGGGGUGUCAAUAUCUCAAUUGGACGACCUGUGGUUUUAGAAAAACUUAUCUCGCAUGAUUGGAAAACUGGAGAGGUUCAAAAUGUAUAUGAUUUGGCCGAUUACAAGAGUAGAUGGGGAUACGUUUAUAAUAUGUUUCACAGAGUCAAUAUGCAUGAGAUGUUGAUGGACUCUGCUACUGGGUCAAAUCAUUCCGGCAUACCAGCAAUCCUAAAAUGCAAUCACAAAUGCUCCGAGAUCGAUCAUGAACAAGGCAUCGCUACUUUUGAGAAUGGUUUAAAAGUCAAACAUGAUUUGAUUAUUGGUGCAGAUGGUAUUGGGUCACAAGUACGAAAAACUUUAGGAAUUGUGCCGGAUCGAGAAUUAUCUACAUCUACAUGUUUACAUUGUAUUAUCGAAACAAAAGAUGCAAGGAGACUAGGACUUCGAGAUCUAUCACCGAAUAGUGCUAUCGAAUUUUGGGGUGGACAAGGAAUUCACAAGAUUGUAUUCUCGCCAUGUCGAGAUGGAGAAGUUCAUUCAUUUUAUUGUUUCUUUCCAACAAACGAAAGUCCUCAUGCCGGCGAAGGUUGGAAUAUCAAUCUUACCGUUGAAGAUAUUCUCAGACCAUUUCCCGAUCUCGAUCCGGAACUUCUUGCAUUAUUCAAGAACUCAACUGAUGUCAAACCAUGGAGAUUAUUUGUUCAUCAACCAUAUCCAUAUUGGCAAAAAGGUUCUACUUGUAUUCUUGGAGAUGCAGCACAUCCUAUGCUUCCAGAUCAAAGUCAAGGAGCAUGUCAGGCUUUAGAAGAUGCUGCUGCAUUGGGUAUAAUUUUUGGAAGGAAAUAUGGAUUUGCAAAUUCAAAAACAACCAUUAGCGAGGGGUUAAAGUUGUAUGAACAAAUUCGUAAGCCUAGAGCUUCUCGGGUACAAGCGGCUAGUGCUCGUGCUAGGGUGAAUAUCAAUGAACGGAUUGGAUUUUCAUCGAAUAUCAACAAUCCUAAUUAUAAAGUGUUGGAUGAGAAGAAGAAAUUAACAAUUGAGGAGAUGAAUGACUAUGAUAUGAGUUUGGAUAUUGAAAGAAAUGUUUCGGGUACACAACCAGAAGUUGAAAUGAGGGCCAGCUUAUAA
Messenger RNA from Botrytis porri, 1293 nucleotides. RefSeq lists its product as uncharacterized. The transcript has 2 exons. Gene Ontology annotation, molecular function: FAD binding; monooxygenase activity. Lineage: Eukaryota; Fungi; Ascomycota; Leotiomycetes; Helotiales; Sclerotiniaceae. The coding region runs from base 1 to 1293 and encodes 430 amino acids. The record is from RefSeq and is a predicted model, not a curated record.